Molecule: messenger RNA, 1664 nt
Organism: Ceratotherium simum simum (southern white rhinoceros)
Lineage: Eukaryota; Metazoa; Chordata; Mammalia; Perissodactyla; Rhinocerotidae
Gene: MED19
Product: mediator complex subunit 19
Biological process (GO): positive regulation of transcription by RNA polymerase II
Cellular component (GO): mediator complex
Molecular function (GO): transcription coregulator activity; transcription factor binding
Source: RefSeq, a predicted model, not a curated record
GACAGCGCUUCCUGAACGUUCUCAAACAGCGACGGAAGUAGUUGCCGGCAGAAAGUGGGCGGGGCCCGAGGCAAUCCAAUGAUAAGCGGCUCCUGGAGGAAGGGGGCGGUACCCCGUAAAAGGAUUGUCCAAUGAGAAUCACCAACGUCAGGCACCCGAACACCGCCGGCGCGGAGGGGAAGAUGGAGAAUUUCACGGCGCUGUUCGGGGCUCAGGCUGACCCACCACCGCCCCCAACCGCACUCGGCUUCGGACCGGGAAAGCCUCCACCCCCGCCUCCCCCUCCUCCGGGCGGGGGACCCGGCACGGCCCCGCCCCCCACCGCAGCCACGGCCCCUCCCGGCGCCGACAAGUCAGCGGCGGGUUGCGGUCCCUUCUACCUAAUGCGGGAAUUGCCAGGCAGCACAGAGCUGACAGGCAGCACCAAUCUGAUCACACACUACAACCUGGAACAUGCCUAUAAUAAAUUCUGUGGGAAGAAGGUGAAGGAGAAGCUAAGUAACUUCCUGCCUGAUCUGCCAGGGAUGAUUGAUCUGCCUGGUUCCCAUGAUAACAGCAGCCUUCGCUCCCUCAUUGAGAAGCCCCCUAUUCUUGGUGGCUCUUUUAAUCCUAUCACAGGGACCAUGCUGGCAGGCUUCCGCCUCCACACUGGCCCGUUGCCAGAGCAGUGUCGUCUGAUGCAUAUUCAGCCUCCCAAGAAGAAGAAUAAGCACAAGCACAAACAGAGCCGUACCCAGGAUCCUGUCCCCCCAGAAACACCAUCUGAUUCGGAUCACAAGAAGAAGAAGAAGAAAAAAGAAGAGGAUCCUGAACGGAAAAGGAAGAAGAAAGAGAAGAAGAAAAAGAAGAACCGACACAGUCCAGAUCACCCAGGUAUGGGCAGCUCUCAGGCCAGCAGCAGCAGCAGCCUCCGCUAACAGGACCACAGGACUCUGUCAGAAGAACUUUUCCUGCUCUACUGAACCUGAUGACAAAAGCUGCCUUCCCGGCUCUUGGACACUGCCUUGGGAGCAUCCCCUACGGGUGGGACAGAAGCCAGCUCCUACUGUGCUCGGUUAAGAUUGAUGCGUUGUAAGAGAGAAGGGCCAUGCUUUUGUAAGGCUCACCCCAGAUGGCUUUCUCAUGGACAUCUCGUCCUCUCCCAGAAAGCUUUCUUUUCAUCUCUUUUGUGCAAUUUGCCUGAUUUAGGACUUUAACUCAUUUGUUAGGGUUUUUCUUUUCAAAAAAAAAAAUUGUGUUUAUCAACUGGCUGAAGUGUGGCUCCCUGUUAAGAGGUAAGUGCCUUUCCGUGAGAUUCAGGGUUUAAGCCAAGGCAUGUUGAGAUCUGAGGGGAUUCGGGUCUUGUAUUAUAUUAUCUGAUCAGCAGGCAGGGAAACAACCAAAAUGAGAUUGGGGAACAUGGUCCAAAAGUAAGGCAGAGCUUGCUAAUACUUCCACAGCAGCCACAUAAGACUCUGCCCAUAAUGUUGAGAAGCAAGUACCUGGAUGAUCUUCAGACUCCAUCUGAAGAGCUGAUCCGGUUAAGGCUCAACUGUGUGGUAGGUCAUUUUGUGUUGAAACAGAACAGCCAACUGAAGAAGCACCCACAAUCACCAAUGUAUUUCAACAAGGUCGAUUCUUGGUCAAGCCUAUGAUUUUUUAAAAUAAACCUCUGGCAAGCAAAA